AUGUUAUCAACUGUUGAAUGCUAUAAUGCUUGGUCAAAUACUUAUGAUUCUGAUGGAAAUAUUUUACAACUUCUUGAUGACGAUGCAUUUAAUGAAAUCGUUCAACCUUAUCUUAACGACAAUUAUCAAAAUAGUACAAUACCAAUUUGUUGUGAAUUAGGAUGUGGUACAGGACGUAAUACAAUAAAAAUAUUAAAUGCUGGAUGGUCUAUUAUUGCUCUUGAUGUAUCAACAUCGAUGAUAACAAAAGCUCAACAACGUGUAAAACAAUUUCAACAACAACAACAAAAUUCAUCAAUUUCAUGGAUGAUUCAUGAUCUUAAUAGUGCUAAUGAAUUAUCAAUCGAUGAUUCAUCAAUCGAUGCAAUUAUUAGUACUCUUGUUCUCGAACAUAUUGUUUCACUUAAUGAAUUUUUCAAAAUUAUAUAUAGAUUAUUAAAAAAAAAUAAUCAUAGUUGGGCUUUUAUUACUGCUAUGCAUCCAAAUAUGUAUCAAGCUGGUUCACAAGCAAGUUUUAUUGAUAAAACAACUGGUCAAAAAUUAUGUGGAGUAUCAUUUGAUCAUUCUAUUGAAGAUAUUAUUGAAAUAGCAACUAAAUCAAAUUUAAUAUUAAUAAAAUAUAUGGAAAAAGGAAUAGAAAAUGAAGAACAUGCAAAUAAAUUAGGAUAUCGAGCUAAAAAAUGGAUUGGAAUCAAUAUUCAUGCUUCUUUUCUUUUUAAAAUAAAAAACAACGAAAUACUUUAA
Messenger RNA from Adineta steineri, 744 nucleotides. The record is from the annotation of a GenBank genome assembly. Lineage: Eukaryota; Metazoa; Rotifera; Eurotatoria; Adinetida; Adinetidae.